ACUUUGUUUUGCACACCAGCUAUUCACACAAAAACUUGGUCAUAACAGUUUACGUAAGCGCUAUGCUGUCCGCGGAGAUUCGGAAUCAGACCCUCAGCUAGUCACCGAAUUCAAAAAAAACUUCACAAACCCGCCAGGAUUCCCCAAUCUACAUUAUUUACUACGCAAGCAGCAUCGACCACAUCCAAAAUAUUCGGGUUCUUCAAAUUCUUGAAAAUUUUGCCCCGUAGGUGUGGGGCCAUUGUUCCGACGACCAAUCAUAGCGCGAAGAGGAAUUAAUUGUAGUCUUGACCAAUCAGGGCUCCGCUCCACCCGAGAUGGAAUAAUUAGCCUUUAGAUCCCCGAGAGGUUUGUGUUUGUGUGAUCUCCUGCAGCCCGAAUUUUGAAGUGAAUUUGUGGGUUUGUUGAAGCUGUUCUCUGAAUCGCGAGGAUGGCGGGCCAGGAGUUUGCAUUGGUGCUCGACGGUGGCGGGCCAUGGGGCUUCCGACUCAAGGGAGGCAAGGAUUUUGGUCAAAUACCCACUGUAUCUCAGCUCACGCCUGGUGGAAAGGCAAUAACGAAUGGUUUGCGCGUGGAGGACCAAAUACUCUCGAUAAACGGCAUGGGCUGCGAGGAUAUGACUCAUAUGGAGGCACAGGAGAGCAUCAAGCGUACAGGCAACGCGCUCAGACUUCAGGUCCGCCGUGGAGCUACAGGAAGCCCUUCAAUGUCGCGUAAACCCCUGACAAUGACAUCAACAACACACUCAGCCGGGGCAGAUCACAAAUAUAAUGCAAUUCCCAAGCCGUUUGGAGCAACAUCAUACCAGGCCCCCGCCCGUCCCCCUGCUGUCCAGGCGGCACCUUCAGUCCGCAUUGGACCACCCACUGCUAGCAAGCCCCAGCAUUACCAACAUGGGCCGCCAGCACCACCACCGGCGCCAUCAUACUCUCAACAACAGUAUUCUCACCAACAGUACUCUCCUCAGCCGCAAGGAUAUGGGGGAGGCGCCCAGUACAGAGACCAAGUGGAUAGUGAUGCUGCAAUGAGGGCUAAAAAGAAAGAGAUUGAAGAUGAGAUGCUAGCACAGAGAUUUAAGAUGAGCAUAAGUGAUGAUGGGGAAGUGAGUUAUGAUGGUGAUGAGGUUCCCUCUUGGGGUCACCCCCCUGAUCCUAAUGUGCAGUCCAAGAGUUUCAAGAGACUGAUGAAGCACCUGGAGAAGGCAGAACCUGAGGAUGACUUGCCUCCCCCUCCCCCUGAGGCCUUCAUGCCUGGUGACGAGGAUGGCGGCAGCCAUGUUCAAUCCAAGUCCUUCCAAAUGCUCAGCAGAGCUGUGGACUCUGGAGAAACCCCGCCAAGCGUAUUCAGCCGCGCAGAAUCUGACCGUAGCAAGCCUUCUACUACCCCAAUGCCCCUCCAAAGACCUCACGCACCCGUGGUCCGCCCCUCCCAUGAACCCCUUCAAGCCCCACCCCCUCCAAUGGCUACCAGACCAGGCCAGCCCGCACCUGUUGGUCUCCCUGGAAUGGUGAGGAUGGAGCCAGCCAAGCCUCCUCCAUCCCAACCCCCAUCCCGGGGACCACCUCAGCGAAGCCCUGGGUACCAAGGUAGUCCAGCUCCCCCUGGCCCCUCCCAGGAGAUCAGGAGGCAACCAGCCAAGCCUCCUCAGCCCCGUGACGGGCCGCGCACGCCUUACUGUGAUGCCUGCGGAGAGGAAAUUCUGGGCCCAUUUGUGAGCGCAAUCGGGAAGUCGUGGCAUCCGGAUCACUUCACGUGUGCGGGCUGCGGCGAUUCGCUUCAAAACCAAGGAUUUAUUGAGGAGGGCGGCAAGCUGUAUUGCGAGAAGGAUUAUAAUAAGUUCUUUGCGCCCCAUUGCGAGAGCUGCAAGCAGCCCAUUGUCGGGCCCAAGAGCCUGCAUGCUUGUGCUCCCCCAAAACCGUCCGUCCCUAAACCAUCUUCUGACAUAUUGCGAGCUAUCCGUGAGGGUGGCAAACCGCGGCCCAGGCAGCCCCAAAUCAACCCCUCCCUGGCGCUGAACAAAGGCGGCGAGAACACCCCCUCGGGGCGUGUCCAUUACCCCGUCCAUGGAAUCGACUACAUGCGCCCCAUAAGGCGAGACUCAAAUGCCUCCUCGCUCUCCAGUAACAGUCGGAGUAGCUUUGGUGGCGGCGGCGGUGGGAGCCGCGGUGGAAGCCGUAGUGGGAGCGUUAGUGAAGGGGAGGUGGUCAUUUCACCAAAGACCGUUCAGAAUUUUGAGCGUCUUCAUUACGAGAUGGCAUACGCGGAUCCUGGUGGAGGGUCCAUGAAAGACAAAGUUGUACAACUGAAGGAGGAACUAAGACGCGCUGUGCAGCAAGAGCAAGACGCUAACGACGACAAGGCGGAAGCAAAUAAACGUUACCAGUAUGCUAAAGGACAAAGCAGUCAGCUCAAGAGGAAGAUCGAAGCCAUCGAGGAUAGAUUGCAGAGGCUAGAAUAUAAGACUCAGGAAACAAGCGUGCGUUUACACGAGCGCCGCCGAGUGGCCGAGGAAUCGAUCAUGAACAAAGAGCGCGCGGAGAGCGACAGCAUGGAAGGACUGCGCCAGAAGGAUAACAUGUUGUACGAGAUGUCCGAGUUGAAAGCCGCGAGAGAGACCGCACUCCAGCGCCUAGCCGCGGCGUCUCGCAAACAAGUCGCGAAACAAGCCGCGAUCCAGAAUUACGAGGAUCAUACGAACGCCAUGGAGGCGCGCGCUAAGGUCCUUCAGGAUAUGCUCGACAUGUACAAACUGCGUAUCCAGAAUCUGGAAAACAAAACGUCAAGAAAACAGUCGAGGACGGAAGAUCAACAAUAUCAGAUUCAAGUUCUCGGAGACUCGAUAGUAGAGCAAAACGAACGAUUCCAACGCGCUGAAAAAUUGAUUCUUCCUCUCAAGAUUUACGUCAACCAACUGCAAGAUGCUAUUGAAGUAGAGAGAAACCACACAAGACAUGUGUCCUACCAACUGUCUAACUACCAGCAACGAGUACGAAGAUCAAGUGACAGGGAGGCUCCACCCCCUCCUAGGCGCCGCUCCAGUGAUAGGGGUAUGACCACGCCCACACGCAGGAGGUCCAGCGAGAAGGGUCCUGCAUCUCAGAAACCGCAAUUUGUUGUGCAAUCAGCAGUAGCCCGUGAUCACCAACAACUUCUCUGACAAGUGCAACGUUUGUGUAGAAGGAUGGCGGAUAAAAAAUUUAGUUAUAGAAGUAGGUAGAAAGGAUAGAAGACUUUCUAAUGAUAGGUUAAUCUAGAUCCUGUAUUUUUUUAAUUCUUUGAUUCUAAAGUGCUGAACCUAGCAAAGAACCAAAACGUUUUUUUAACCAAAUUUGCAUUUGUAGUUGAUCUGUUGAAAAGGUGAUGUAGAGGCUAUUUUCUUUUAACUCGAAGUACUAUUUAUAUAACUUUGCGGCGCUAUUUUUAUUAUGUUUUGAUGAUAUUUGGUGUCAACAGUUUUUACAAUGCAAUUAUUGUGUGGCUCAAUAAAUGCAAAUUUAUAGCAUGUAAAGCCUAAAGCCUAUGUGCUCAUAUUUUUGUGCAACUGUUUCAAGGGCACCCAACGACGAAAAUUUCACAACCGGCCUAAAAUGAUACCGUUUUUAUUCGUUUGCAGUCAUUUGUAUACAAUAUAGAGCUUUCCUAGAUAUUUUUUAUCUGUUCGGAUUUGCUAGGCGAAAUAACAGCCAUCCGAAAAAUCUAGUUACUCAACCCGAGGCAUCCGAAACUGUAAUGUCCCUUGUAUACUUACUCCCGAAAAUACAAGGGUUCCUUUUUUUUAAAGCAAACCCGUAGUUGACCUUGCUUCCGAACAGAUAUUUGACCGAAAAUGGUCGUUGGGUGCCCUUGAUGUUUAAAUUGCAUUUUAGCUUGUUGUACAAUGCCACUUAUAUCAUAAACCCAGACCCUAGAACCCUUGGUAGUUCUUAGAUUGUACUAUAUGUUUUAGUUCAGAUUGGCUUCUUCAGGCCCUUUUUUGAUUUGUGUAAGUUGCCAGGUGUAGAAUUUAGCAAAGUGGGAACCUAAUUAUCACGUCUGAGGUGCAUUCUAGCUUUAUUUCUCAUGUUUAUCUGAAGCUGGUGAAAAGAACAGAGCUAUUUUGAAUAACUUCAAAAUAAAAUCUAGACCAUAUUUUUGGAUAAUUUUAAUAUUUGUAAUAAAAAGUCACUAUUUAACGUGAAGAUAUUUAGGUGACAUGGCACAGAUUUUUCCUAAGUUGUGUUUUUCAUUCACAACCAAAGAAGAAAGAAAUUUAAAAAUCUAUGCUAAUCAAGUGUACAUGCUAAAGUAAAAUCUAUGAACUCCUCUGGCAAAUAAAGGAAAUAUAAGACUGGA
Molecule: messenger RNA, 4332 nt
Organism: Nematostella vectensis (starlet sea anemone)
Lineage: Eukaryota; Metazoa; Cnidaria; Anthozoa; Actiniaria; Edwardsiidae
Product: PDZ and LIM domain protein 7
Exons: 9
Coding region: 431-3157 (908 amino acids)
Biological process (GO): actin cytoskeleton organization; muscle structure development
Cellular component (GO): adherens junction; filamentous actin; stress fiber
Molecular function (GO): muscle alpha-actinin binding; actin binding
Source: RefSeq, a predicted model, not a curated record